Messenger RNA from Harpegnathos saltator (Jerdon's jumping ant), 2371 nucleotides. RefSeq lists its product as uncharacterized. The record is from RefSeq and is a predicted model, not a curated record. The coding region runs from base 186 to 1055 and encodes 289 amino acids. The transcript is spliced from 2 exons. NCBI's taxonomy places the organism in Eukaryota, Metazoa, Arthropoda, Insecta, Hymenoptera, Formicidae.
UCUAAUAGCCGCGACGAGAGCGAGCGACGGCGCACCGUGAACUUGGCUACCGAGCCGGGCGCGCUUCGUUUGACGGCCGGCCUCGUGCUCGUGGGUGCAUCGACCUGCCGCGGCUCCCAAAACGAAUCUGGCAUUGUGCCCCGGCAGCGCCGUGAGCGCCGAUCCGUAUAACAGCGCGGCCGGGAAUGCGCUUCCGAAAGACGGGCGAACACGCGCGCGCUAACAGACUCGUACCUCCCCCCGCGCGACUGCAGGUGACACGCGCCUACCUGACGAGCGCCAUACUGACGAGCGCCAAGGUGUCCGCGGAUGCGUCGGGACGAUCGACGACGCCUGCACCGCGGCCGUGGCAUGCUUAUCUGCCGGUCCACGUCGAUCACGCGCUCGCCAAUGACCUGGAGAGGCCCGGCUUCGCCGAGGAGGCUUCCCGCCCGAGGGGACUCCAGUCCGCGGCGACGGGCUCCAGCAGCCGGCAGCAGAAGUCGCGGACUGACGCCCGUCAGAGGUUCCCCACGGAAAUUCAGCGCGAUCAAGUUUGGCUUUCGGCGGAAGUGCCGUCGAGCGCAUCGCCGUCGCCAUCGCCGCCAACGACGCUCAGAGCCACGACGACGACGACGACGACGGCUUCGACGACGUUAUCGAGACCGCGAGGUAUCCGAGAGUAUCAGCGCGACGUACCUCGACGAUACCCGUAUCAGGAUAUCGAAGAGCUCGACGGGUACCUGACGGAUGGCCUGGAUGACGGCAAACUGCCGUAUCGUUGGAAAGCUGAGUCGACGUAUCGGCAUCGCGGGCCGCAAGACAUAACGACGGCCAUCAGGGCCCUCGAUCGCUUCCUGAGCGAGGCUCUGAACGUCGACAGCUACAACAGCCAGCUACAUCCACCGCCCAAUCCCGUUUUAGCCCUCAUCCUGUCCCGCUACGGGCGCUACGUGCCGGGCACGCGAAACCCUCGCGUGUACGCGCACACGGCGGCGAACAAUAUGCACAACAACCAACCGUUCGGCAUUUACAAGUACGAGCAGGACGAGCAGCCGAUUUACACGCUGCGAUAGCGCGGUCGUGAUGAUUCAUCCGUCGCGCCGCACCGCGCCGCGCCGCGCCGCGCCGGCGAGAGUGUCGGCCGCGCGAUGCACGGACGCGAGAUAAAAACGCACCGGGAGAAAGACAUGGUUUUCAUGUUACGCGUAAAAAUUAGAUUCUUGCCUCUGAUCGUACGACUCUUGUUAUUCCAGCAAAAAGUUUACGCAUCUAUGGUUAUUAUCGUCAUUGUCGGCAACAGUGGUUCUCGCGGUUCUGUAAUUCUUUCGUUUACCCGAAAAUAGUAUUCUAUUUGUAAAGUGAUUUUUCUCAUAGUCUCAUAUUCUAAGCCAGAGCUCGGCAAAGUUUACAACUUUCGGCCGAUUUUCGGAAGCUACGCCUUCUAUCUCCCCUUACCGCGCGGCGGAUCCAGCAACUGACGGUCGCGGCUCGCGACUUCAGGACCGUUGAGAUCAUAAGGCGCAUCUAUGUGGUGUCUACUAAAGAUGCGUUCGGGGAGCGCGUCGAUCAGCGCUAACGCGAUAUUCAACCCUUGUACAUGUAAUGAGCGAUAAAGAUAGAAUAACGUGUUAACGUUGACAAUGCGCUCCUUUAACACACCUCAAAGACACACCUGAAAAAUAAAUGUAUCGAUACAACUAUAUGUAUAAUAUUUCGUACAAAUAUGUACAAAUAUAUAUACUUGUAUAAGUAUAUAUAUUUUUUUUUCUUAUAUUUUUAUAAUUAGAAGGUAACAUAAUAUGGGUUUCCUCGUCACCCAUGAGGUACUAUUGCCGACGCGUUUUUUUUGUUUAAAUCACAUAGAUGCGCCUUAUGAUUUCAACGGUCCUGAGAUCGCGAGCCGCGCGGUAAGGGGAGAUAAAAGGCGUAGCUUCCGAAAAUCGGCCGAAAGUUGUAAAGUUUGCCGAGCUCUGUUCUAAGCGAAGCCUGUCACAGGGAAAGGAUUCCUCUUUCGAUAGAGCGAUUAAAGUGAGGCAUUCAUCGAAAAUUUAUUAGAUAUUAUUCCAACUGCUUUCCUCUUAUUUCAAGAGGAUUUCCUUUUACAUCAAUUAAUUUUCCUCUUAUAUCAAGAGAACUUACAUCGUCGCCACAUUUAUUUUGUGGACAACGUCUAGAGCAAAGAAAAAAGAAAGAGAGAUCGUUAUUUAGUUUGCGUUGUUUUUCCUGGUUGUUUCGUUAUUCGUCGAAAUUCAAGAAUUUUUGGAAAAAGUCAAUACUUAAUCGCGUUGCACACUACACCACUUAAAUGUCAUUUAGAGUACUCAAAAUUACAAAUUUAUGUUUUUUCCUAUUUUUUCAGCAGAAAGUCAAAAAAUAUUUAACUAGAAUU